This is a messenger RNA of Telopea speciosissima, 328 nucleotides long. RefSeq names its product putative transcription elongation factor SPT5 homolog 1. Gene Ontology annotation, biological process: regulation of DNA-templated transcription elongation; regulation of transcription by RNA polymerase II; transcription elongation by RNA polymerase II. The record is from RefSeq and is a predicted model, not a curated record. Lineage: Eukaryota; Viridiplantae; Streptophyta; Magnoliopsida; Proteales; Proteaceae. Bases 8 to 328 code for a protein of 106 amino acids. Gene Ontology annotation, cellular component: DSIF complex. Gene Ontology annotation, molecular function: mRNA binding. The transcript is spliced from 4 exons.
CAGUAAUAUGAGCUUCGGUGUAAUUAUAAGUGUAGAAAGUGAAGCUUUCCAGGUGCUUAAGGGAGUGCCGGAGAGACCUGAGGUUGUUCUUGUUAAGUCAAGAGAGAUCAAAAGCAAAAUUGAGAGGAAAUUUAAUGCUCAAGAUCACUCUAAGAAUACUGUGUCUGUGAAAGAUAUUGUAAAUAUUGUGGAGGGUCCUUGCAAAAAUGAUUCCCUGUCAAUAUUUGUGGGUGUCAGAGCUUCACCUCAUGUCACCCAGUCCCCAAGAAGACCACCGAGAGGAUCUCCAUUAGACUGUUUCAUGAUCUCCAAUUCCAUGAGUAAAUGA